UUUCUUUCGACGCUCCCCUAGCAUCAACUCACCUAAUGGAGGACAUUGAAGAUUUGUUGGCCGGAGGCGGCGGCGGAGUGCCGCCGGGAUUUAGGCUUCCGGUGACGGCGGCUGUGGGAGUUAAGCCGAGGUCUAAAUCCAGGAGCACCGUUUUUCAGGAUUCAUUGAAGAGCCCCACUUCUGCCAAAAUCCCUGGCACGCAGACAAUCUACUUGAAAACUUUUGGAUGUUCGCAUAAUCAGAGUGAUAGUGAAUAUAUGGCGGGUCAGCUUUCGGCGUUUGGGUAUAAUUUGAGUGACAAUCAAGAUGAAGCAGACCUAUGGCUUAUAAACACUUGUACGGUGAAAGCACCUAGUCAGUCUGCCAUGGAAACACUCAUAACUAAAUGCAGAGAUGCACAAAAGCCCCUUGUAGUUGCUGGUUGUGUGCCUCAAGGUAGCCGAGACUUAAAAGAGCUUGAAGGAGUAAGUAUAGUUGGAGUUCAACAAAUUGAUCGAGUGGUGGAGGUCGUUGAAGAGACUCUGAAAGGUUACGAAGUUCGACUAUUGACUCGCAAGACAUUGCCGGCCCUUGACCUACCAAAGGUGAGAAAAAACAAGUUUGUUGAGAUCCUCCCUAUUAAUGUUGGUUGUUUAGGUGCUUGCACUUAUUGCAAGACCAAACAUGCUCGAGGUCAUCUUGGAAGCUACACAGUUGACAGCCUUGCAGGACGUGUUAGAGCUGUUGUAGCUGAUGGAGUAAAAGAGAUCUGGUUGAGUAGCGAAGACACUGGAGCAUAUGGUCGUGAUAUUGGAGUCAAUCUUCCAAUUUUGCUCAAUGCUUUAGUGGCAGAGCUUCCGUCAGAUGGAAGCACAAUGCUCCGCAUUGGAAUGACUAAUCCUCCUUAUAUUUUAGAGCAUUUGAAAGAAAUAGCUGAGGUUUUGCGCCACCCAUGUGUGUAUUCUUUUCUUCAUGUACCAGUUCAGUCUGGUAGCGAUGCCAUUUUAUCUACAAUGAACCGUGAGUAUACUGUCGGCGAGUUCAGGAAAGUGGUUGAUACAUUGAUUGAACUGGUCCCUGGAAUGCAGAUAGCAACUGAUAUUAUAUGUGGAUUUCCUGGUGAAACCGAUGAGGAUUUUGAGGAGACAGUUAACCUCAUCAAGGAGUACAAGUUACCUCAAGUUCACAUAUCACAAUUCUAUCCUCGACCUGGAACACCUGCUGCAAGGAUGAAAAAGGUCCCCAGUAACAUAGUGAAGAGACGAAGUCGAGAAUUGACAACAGUAUUCGAGUCAUUUACACCAUAUGUAGGAAUGGAAGGCAAAAUAGAGAGGAUAUGGAUUACCGACAUUGCAACAGAUGGAAGUCACUUGGUGGGUCAUACGAAGGGGUAUAUUCAGGUACUGGUGGCUGGGUCUGCAAGCAUGUUGGGAACUUCUGCAAUGGUGAAGAUAACAUCUGUAGGUAGAUGGUCCGUUUUUGGAGAGGUUCUUGAGAUCCUUACUACAAAUGUAACUACACGUGUGAGUCAGAAUAAGGAAAUCCUAACGUGCUCCAACUUGAACGAGACAUGUUGUUCAAAGGAAUCAGAAACAUGUGCUUGUGGACUAACAAGUAGCUGCAAACAUACUGAUGAUGUCAAAACCAUUCCAUUCACACCAAACGGGAAAGAGCCAGACGAGGCGAGAAGUCAAGACCUUGUUGGAUGGUUACUAAGGAAGCGGAAGAAUAAUUCUCCGCUAAAUAAUGAGACUGAGGCAUUGGAAUCUGAUGAAAAGCCAAGAUCGAAAGAUGGAGUGCAUGAGUGGGUUAUCGUUGAUAAAGCUCUUCUUUGUGGGAUUCUCUUGAGUUUUUUCACUAUAGUUUCUGUAAUGUUGUAUCUAGGAUAUAGAGAUGUGAGUCAUCAAUUCUAGACACUCAGUCGUUGUAAUUGUUUUCUUAUUGGGAUAUUUGACAGAUUGAACACAAAUUUUCCUAUUGAUGUGCUGGUUUGAGUA
This is a messenger RNA of Salvia hispanica, 1976 nucleotides long. RefSeq names its product Methylthiotransferase. NCBI's taxonomy places the organism in Eukaryota, Viridiplantae, Streptophyta, Magnoliopsida, Lamiales, Lamiaceae. The record is from RefSeq and is a predicted model, not a curated record. Gene Ontology annotation, molecular function: 4 iron, 4 sulfur cluster binding; tRNA (N(6)-L-threonylcarbamoyladenosine(37)-C(2))-methylthiotransferase activity. Gene Ontology annotation, cellular component: endoplasmic reticulum. Gene Ontology annotation, biological process: tRNA methylthiolation.